GGCUUAUUGAAAGUGUGGCUGUGCACAACAACGCGGACUUGCCGCUACCCGCUUGGCAGACACUUAACACACGGAGAGGGGAGCAAACGAUUGGAGGGUACACACACGCAGAUGAGAGGAUGCAGCAGGAAGCAGAUGAGCGACUGAGCCCCACCUGAGCCCUGACCCAUCACCUCCCGCCCCCACCCGGCUGUCCCAUUAUGCACCUACCAUUUCGAGGUCGUCUGAAGCUGCUAGUGGCGUCUCUGACCGCCGUCAUCCUGCUCACCUGGCUCUACCUGCUGGCUGGGAACCUGGAGAAUGGGCGUUCUCUCCUCCUGUCCCCCUGUCUGUCAGAGACCCCCGAGGCACGGGUUCUAGAGCGGGCGGUUCUAGAGUCGCGGGUGCGCGAGAUGGAGGAGGAGAACAGGCAGAUCCGCUUGCAGCUCAACCACUUGCAGGGCACGGCUGGCCAGCCCGCCGACGGUGGUAACUACGGCAAUGCGGCAUGGGGGGCAUCAGCUGACACUGGGCCCGAGGAUGUGGAGAACACGGCGGAGGAGAGAGCCAAUCACACUGAGUGUCCCCGUUCGCCCACCGUACUGAAGUGUGAGCUGAUCCAUGUAGCAUGCGUGUGUGCCGGUCACAACGCCAGCAGAGAUGUGGUCACCCUGGUCAAGUCCAUCCUGUUCCACAGGAGAAACCCUCUCCAUUUCCACUUCAUCACAGACGCAGUAGCCAAUCAGAUCCUGAGUUCUCUGUUCCAGUCCUGGAUGGUUCCGUCUGUACAAGUUAGCUUCUAUGACGCAGACGAACUCAAGUCGGAGGUGUCAUGGAUACCUAACAAGCACUACUCAGGUAUCUACGGCCUGAUGAAGCUGACCCUAACCAAGGCGCUGCCCUCUGACCUCACAAAGGUCAUCGUCCUGGAUACGGACAUCACCUUCGCCACCGACAUCGCUGAGCUCUGGGCCAUCUUCAGGAAGUUCACUGACAAGCAGGUGAUAGGUCUGGUGGAGAACCAGAGUGACUGGUGCCUGGGGAACCUGUGGAAGAACCACAAACCCUGGCCCGCCCUGGGACGAGGCUUCAACACUGGGGUCAUCCUGCUCUACCUGGAGAGGCUGCGACGGAUUGGCUGGGAGCAGAUGUGGAGGCUGACCGCCGAGAGAGAGCUAAUGAGCAUGCUCAGUACCUCGCUUGCGGACCAGGACAUCUUUAAUGCGUUCAUUAAGCAGAACCCAGUCCUAGUGCAUCAGCUGCCCUGCUUCUGGAACGUUCAGCUGUCUGACCACACACGCUCUGAACAGUGCUACACAGAGGUGUCUGACCUCAAGGUGAUCCAUUGGAACUCUCCUAAGAAACUUCGUGUGAAGAACAAGCAUGUGGAGUUCUUCAGGAACCUCUACCUUACCUUCCUUGAGUACGAUGGGAACCUACUGAGACGAGAGCUGUUUGGCUGCCCCAGCCAGGCCACCUCAGAGAGCGUUCGGUUACAAGGAGCUCUGGAGGAGCUGGAUGAAGACGACCAGUGUUAUGACUUCCGGCGGGAGCGAAUCACAGUGCACCGCGUGCACCUCUACUUUCUGCAGUACGAGUACACGCCCGCCGGGGAUGACACAGACGUCACGCUGGUCGCACAGCUCUCCAUGGACAGGUUACAGAUGUUGGAGGCUAUCUGUAAACACUGGGAAGGUCCUAUCAGCCUGGCCCUGUAUCUCUCUGAUGCUGAGGCUCAACAGUUCCUGCGCUACACCCAGGGGUCAGAGGUCCUGAUGUCCAGGGGGAACGUGGGCUACCACAUCGUCUACAAGGAGGGCCAGUUCUAUCCGGUCAACCUGGUGAGAAAUGUGGCCCUGAGGAACGCCAACACACCCUAUGUGUUCCUGGCAGACGUGGACUUCCUGCCCAUGUACGGCCUCUAUGAUUACCUCAGGAAGUCAGUGGUCCAGUUAGACAUGGCCCACACUAAGAAAGCUCUGGUUGUACCGGCCUUUGAGACGCUGCGCUACCGCCUCUCCUUUCCCAAAUCCAAAGCUGAGCUGCUCUCCAUGCUGGACAUGGGGACCCUCUACACCUUCAGGUAUCACGUCUGGACCAAGGGCCAUGCUCCUACCAACUACGCCAAGUGGCGGACAGCCACCACGCCCUAUAAGGUGGAGUGGGAGGCGGACUUUGAGCCCUAUGUGGUGGUGAAGCGGGACUGUCCUGAGUAUGACCAGCGCUUCGUGGGAUUUGGCUGGAACAAGGUCUCCCAUAUCAUGGAGCUAGAUGCACAGGAGUACGACCUGAUGGUUCUGCCCAACGCGUUCAUGAUCCACAUGCCACACGCACCCAGCUUCGACAUCUCCAAGUUCCGCUCCAGCCCAGGCUACCGAUACUGCCUGCAGACCCUAAAAGAGGAGUUCCACCAAGACCUGUCCCGGAAGUACGGCGCAGCCGCCCUCAAGUACCUUACUGCUCAGAGGAACAUCUAAACCAGGACUCCCAAGGGCCACUGGGCUUCAUACCUAGGGCCCCAACGGCCCCCAUGCUGGUCCCUGGCAAGUCUAAAGGGGUUUGGGAAUACUGGCAACUAUCAGCCAAUAUCACUACUAAGCUUGAAUAGCUUUAAAGUCUUGUAGAACAUUCUGGAGAUGUGUUAGCUUAACUUUCUGGGGUGGUUUGGGCUGGGAUGACCCACCCAACUAUGCUAUAAUGGGUUAUGACCCAAACUGGAAUAAAAACAAAGAACCAAACAGAUCAGACAUGACAGUGGUGACAAGAUAUUGGGCUCACUGGGAAUAAGUUUCUCUGAAAGGGAUGAGUGGUUGACUGCUUUAAGUCUGGGAGAAAGUGACGAUUAUCAUGAUUUGUUCUGACAAUCAGGGCCUUUUCUGAGGAAAAUACAUCUCAAACCAAUCUGUCCACAUGGGAUAUCUGGACCUGGAACUCAAGGACAGGAAUUUGGGGAAACACAGAACUGAAAGAAAAGGAAGUUGCGUCUUCCCUGGUCUCUUCAAGAGGAUGAGUCGGGAAUCACGUUCGGAGUGACCAAUCAAACUGGAGAAAUGUUUAAGCCUUAUAAUUUUCCAUUAUAUUUAAGAAAUUUAAUGAUAUCAGUAUUUUUCUCAAUGUAAAUGAUUAUCAAUUAUUAACAAACAAAUAUGGCAUAUAUACACCACCAGUCAAAAGUUUUAGAACACCUACUCAUUCAA
Salvelinus namaycush (lake trout) is the source of this 3176-nucleotide messenger RNA. Its product is annotated as LARGE xylosyl- and glucuronyltransferase 2-like. NCBI's taxonomy places the organism in Eukaryota, Metazoa, Chordata, Actinopteri, Salmoniformes, Salmonidae. Gene Ontology annotation, molecular function: xylosyltransferase activity; glucuronosyltransferase activity. The record is from RefSeq and is a predicted model, not a curated record. Bases 201 to 2456 code for a protein of 751 amino acids. The transcript is spliced from 14 exons. Gene Ontology annotation, biological process: protein O-linked glycosylation via mannose.